Klebsormidium nitens is the source of this 2126-nucleotide messenger RNA. NCBI's taxonomy places the organism in Eukaryota, Viridiplantae, Streptophyta, Klebsormidiophyceae, Klebsormidiales, Klebsormidiaceae. The record is from the annotation of a GenBank genome assembly.
CCUAGGUACACCUUGCUUGAACGCAUUCAAUGCGAUUUUGGAUCUGACAUCGCUUCGUGCUUCCUGAUCCUUCCUCUAUUUGGCCGCAACUGCGUCGGCCAUGGACCUGGUCAUGCAGCAUGUCAAGGCGCACACAAAUUGCCGCUGAAGUUUGAACUUGAAGGAUCCUGCAGUGGUUGAAAGGAAAGGUUUUAUUUUAAGCUGACUAUUCAAGACGCCGCCCAAGCUGAUUGCUUCGAGACCUUCAGCUCAUGCCAACCCAAAAACUCUAAAAAUUACGGCAGCUUUUGGGGCGAGCUUCGAGGGACCCCUCUCUGGAUUAAGUGCUUCAAAGUCGACACCAGUGACGCUUUUGUAGGAUUCUUGGACAAAGCAAGAGCAAAAGCGGUGGUGAACCAUGGGUUGCUUUGGCGGAGGGAAGCCGAAAAAGAAGCAUGCCUCGUCUUCGCACGCGCCCAGCUCGUACAACUAUGGCAAUGGGAUCAUCCACACCAAUGGCUCAGGUUACAGCGGGAUUCGUCCAGCGUCUCGGCAGGCCCUCCCUUUGCCUCAGGUCGUUCCCGUAACGGGCGGCCAUCGCAGCUCCGGCAGUGCCUCCAGUGAUCUUGGGGGGGCGGCCGGGGGUCCAGGUUUUCCGUACGGAAUGACGCCUUCCCUGACGUCCCCCGUGAAGUGCCGAACGUUUACUUAUCAGGAGCUCAAAGCCGCCACAAAGAACUUUCGGCAGGACAGUCUCCUUGGAGAGGGCGGCUUUGGGCGGGUCUACGCGGGGCGGCUGGAGAGCACGGGCCAGGUGGUUGCGGUCAAGCAGCUGGACCGCGAGGGGAGCCAGGGCCACAAGGAGUUUAUGGUGGAGGUCAGCAUGCUGAGCCGGCUCCACCAUCCCAACCUGGUCAACCUGAUUGGGUACUGCGCCGAGGAGGAUCAGCGGCUGCUCGUGUACGAGUUCAUGCCACGUGGCAGCCUGGAGCAUCACCUCUUCAGACGAAGCAGCAGUCCCCUCUCUUGGGCGCUCCGCGUGAAGAUCGCGCUGGGCGCCGCGGCGGGGCUGGAGUACCUGCACGACGACGAGGGCAAGCCGCCCGUCAUCUACCGCGACUUCAAGGCGUCCAACAUCUUGCUGGACCAGGACUACAACGUAAAGCUGUCCGACUUUGGGCUGGCCAAGAACGGCCCGACGGGCGACAAGACCCACGUGUCGACACGUGUCAUGGGCACGUACGGCUACUGCGCGCCUGAGUACGUCAUGACGGGGCACCUCACGGCGCGCAGUGACGUUUACUCGUUUGGAGUGGUGUUAUUGGAGCUGCUUACGGGCAAGAUUGCAGUGGACAAGGGGCGGCCGCAGGGGCAGCACAACCUGGUGCAAUGGGCGCAGCCGCUGUUGAGCGACCGGCGCAAGAUGUACAAGAUCAUGGACCCGCGGCUGGAGGGCGUGUAUGACGUCAAGGCGGCGCAGAAGGCGGGCCAGAUCUGCGACCAGUGCCUCAAGGACAACCCCAAGUCGCGGCCCACCAUGGGCACCGUCGUGCGCCACCUGGCGGCGCUGCAGGAGUACAUGGAAACCGCUCCCUCCAUUCCGGCUCGAACAUCCUCCGGCUCUUCGGUGGGAGAGCUCCCGCCCUCGUCCUCAACGUCUGCUCAAAGCGGUUCCAAGAACCUAGCGCAACCAAGCCCUUUCAAUGCACCAAACGGGCUUGUCAAACCCUCUCGGACGUCAAAUACGUCGCAACAAAAAGAAGGGCGGUUAAGGGCCGGGUAGCAAGCUCGAUGACUUGAGCAUAUAACAUACAAACCCCUCAAACCAUUCGUUUAUAGGUUGAACAUGUAAAUAGAACAACAAUUGAGCAUUGUUGAGGUAUCAGAGCUUAUAUCAAUCACCAAAGAAAAGAGUGAUCGGUGUGCCAAAUAACGUUUUGGACAAGUCGAUUGUCGAAUAUCCAGCCUACGGCGAGAUCCGCUACGUUGUUAUCCAAGUUCAAGUUCCCAUUGUAACGUAGUCAUGCCACCUUAUUGGGCGCUAUGCUUAGCACCUCAUUCAAGGCUCAAGUUUUCGACAUAACGUUUCAGAUGUAGGUGCGCAAAAGCGAUGCCAUGAAAUAUUACUACUCUACAUUAGAUUUCAC